AUGGAAAACAUUUUCCCGUUGCAAGAAAAUGUUGAGAUAGAAGAGAUUUAUGGAAGCAAGAGGCCUAAUGCAAACCCCCCGAAAGAUUCCAAAGCAUUUAGAAUGAAGAGUGGAGCCCAGGACUUUAUGGAUGUCGAGACAUACCACGUAAGGUUGCCAAGCUGGUUUCGAAAGGGUGAGGUGAGCCCAUUAGAAUUCAAUUGCAUGGGCGAGGUUAUCCAAGCGAUUGGAAAGGAGGAAUAUGUGCGGAACAGAGACAGGAUAAUUGGCAGUUACGAAGAAGGAAACAGGCCAAUAACGAUUGGAGGGGCACUUGCAUUAGUAGAUAUAGAUAUUGAGAUGAUGUUGAAAAUUUUUUCGUUUAUUGAGAGAUGGGGGCUAAUCAAUUAUCGUAGCCUGAUUGAAAAGGAGAUAAGGAAUCUUAGGUCGUAUGAUGGUGUGGAUACAAAAUCCAUGGAAGAUGUUCCAAAGGAGGAGUGCCCUAAAGAAAGGGUUGAUGUGAAGGAGCAACUGGAGAAGGCAGCUUGUGGGUGUGGGGGAAAAGCAACCUUUUUUACAAGGUCUUUGGUGUUCAGAUGCACUAAGUGUAUUGACGACGGCGAUUAUCCGCAAGAGGUUCUAAGAUCUGAUUUUAUUCCCAUCACUGAAUCUCUGGUAAAGCAAAUGUGGUCAAAGAAGGAAGAGUUUCUUCUGUUGGAGGGGAUUAGCAAGUUUGGGGAUGAGUGGGAAUCUGUAAGCCAAUAUGUGCAAACCAAGACGAAGGAGCAGUGCAUAUUCCAUUUCCUUCGUCUUCCUAUAUUGGAAAACACACUUUCAAAGGCAGACCUUAGUAUCGGUAAACUGUUUGAGACGGCAGAAAACCCGAUUAUGUGCAUUGUUGCUUUUGUAUGUGGAAUUGUUCAUCCGAAGGUUGCGUCUGAAUGUGCGAAGACAGCUAUCAAGUACAUAAGUGAAUGUUCUCAGGACUCUGUCAUUCAGCACAUACUAGAUGCAGGAAGAAGAAAGGCACAUGAACAAAGGGAUUUGGAAAGAAGAAAAAUAGAAAGGCUCAAGAAUGUAAUAUGCGAAGCAUUGUUGAAUAAGAUCAAGAUGAAAAUAGGAACAUAUAAGGAAUUGUAUUUAUCCACACAAAGGGUACGCAGUGAGCUGAUUGCACUAAGAAGAGGGCUUGCAGAGGAUAUAAACCCUGGGGGUGACGAGUGA
Messenger RNA from Encephalitozoon hellem ATCC 50504, 1203 nucleotides. Its product is annotated as RSC chromatin remodeling complex subunit RSC8. Lineage: Eukaryota; Fungi; Microsporidia; Unikaryonidae. The record is from RefSeq and is a predicted model, not a curated record. Bases 1 to 1203 code for a protein of 400 amino acids. Gene Ontology annotation, molecular function: protein binding. The transcript has a single exon.